This is a messenger RNA of Salvia miltiorrhiza (redroot sage), 909 nucleotides long. RefSeq lists its product as uncharacterized. NCBI's taxonomy places the organism in Eukaryota, Viridiplantae, Streptophyta, Magnoliopsida, Lamiales, Lamiaceae. The coding region runs from base 113 to 622 and encodes 169 amino acids. The record is from RefSeq and is a predicted model, not a curated record. The transcript is spliced from 4 exons.
GGGGUCCCCUCAUUACAUCCCUCGCCUUCCGUCCCUGUAUAUAUAUAUAUGCAUACAUGCAUAAAUAUAUUUGUAACAAAAAAUUAAAAAAGAAAAAAAAAUAGAGGCUCAGAUGGAUUUUGACAAAAUGAGAGCUGGAGUAGAGGAAAUAUCAGUUUCUGAUGGAUUUGUGGUAGAUAUCGAAGCAUUCUCUCAUCUUACAGAAAGAGGCAAUUCAAGAAUCACUAGCAUUAAUCAUUCAAGAAAAGGACCCACCAGUGGCGCCGCCGAUAAGAAAAUCAACCCAACCGCCGCCGCAGCCGCGGCGGCGGUAGAAGCUUCAAGUAGAGCUACUUCACCACUAGUAGUGGUGGUGGCACACGACACCUCCGACCGCGCCACCAGCCCCAAAAUCCAUCAUCACCAAAUCACCAUCAAGAAGGGAAGCCUGAGCAGCCCUUCGGCCGAAACCAAGCACGGCGGCAAGAGAUUCGGGCACCGCCAUUCUGCCCAAUGCCGCUUCCUUGAUCCCAGAAGAGUAGUUGUCUUCUUCGCCACACUGUCGAGCAUGGGAACUGUUCUCUUGAUCUACUUCACAUUGUCGAUGGGGAAGCUCAACGGGAACGAUAAUGGCCUAAAUUGACGACCUUCACCUCCAUCACUAUGCACCUCAGAAUCAUGUGAACGACGCUUCAUCAGAAAAGCAGCAGAUGUUGAUCUGAACACACGGAUCUGUUCAUGGAGAAUUUCGAAUGUUUAUAUUCCAGUUAGAAGGAACGAAAGGCACAUGAUGGAUAUUAUUACUUUUAUAAGCAUCGAUGUAGAAAUUAAUUUCAUUGAUUUUUGUUUAGUAUCUGUUGUAACUAAAAUGUUGAUUUCUCCCUUCUGUUGAAGACGUAUAAAUUCAUGUGGGUAGGCCACAAGCAAAAA